Messenger RNA from Coregonus sp. 'balchen', 5382 nucleotides. The record is from the annotation of a GenBank genome assembly. Lineage: Eukaryota; Metazoa; Chordata; Actinopteri; Salmoniformes; Salmonidae.
AUGGCAGAAACUGUUCAGGAAAAGAGCCGUGGACUGAAGUUUGCAGAGCAACAGCUAUUGCGUCAUGGCUGGGAACAAGGUAACUUUAAUGUUACAUGUUCAGAAAUGUAUUUAGUAACAGUACAGGAUAGUAAAUUAAUGAUGGACAAUAUGCUAGCUAAUGAACAUCUUAAGAUUACAGGCAGGAGUUUCUAUAUCAAGUGUACACAUGUCAGCUUGAACUUGCUAGUACAUUAGUAGGCAGGGCAAACCCGUUUUGGUGAUUUCUGGUAUAUCAUCGAAAGAAAUCCAUCACAGUACGUUUUUGGACUCAUUCAGCAGUUUUUACCUGAUUUUAAGUACAAUAUCAUUAGAAAUUAAUGUUUUAAGUUCAAUUUAUAUUCCUAAAACGUAUGUUGAAAAUGAUGCUGUCACUGCUUUCUGUUGACAAGACAUUUUGAUAAAUACCCCAAUGUUAAAACAGUUUUAACAUGUCCAAAUCAAUAACCAAAAUGCAGAAACAGUUUGUGAUAUCUUGAAAACCUAAGCAUAAAAUGUACUAUCAUACAUGUGCAGCAAUUAGUAAUCAUAUUACUUAUAUAUUUUUUAAUGGGCACCUUUUUAAACUGCACAUGCAUCAAAAACCCAGUUGUUUUAACAUGGCAAAAAAAUCACUGAAAUCGAUUAGGGGGGAAAUCGGGUUGUACGCACUGUUGAAACUAAAAACCACAUGAAAACUGGAGAUAUUUUUACAUCACCUGGUUAGAGAACAACCUGCAGAAGACAGUGGGCUACAUUGGGGUGAUGCAUUUUGAUUUGGGGGUCGCCAAAACAGAAAAAGAAACGCAUCACUUAUUUGUCAAUCACUCAUAUCGAAAACCACAUGGACUCUGGGAAUAAUGUGUACAUCACUGGUUAGAGGACAAUUUGUAGAAGACAGCUAGCUACAUUCCAAAGUGUUGAAUAGGGGGCAAACGUUUGGGGUGUAGCGCUGUUUAAACUAACACUUUUCAAAGGCCACACAGAAACUUUGAAUAACCUGUACAUGGUUGGUUAGAUGAGAACUUGUAGAAGGCUUAUAUCUAUAUUUUGGAAAGUCGUAUGUUGAUUUCGGGAGGCUGCCAUCACGAAAAAGGGAACAAACCACUUUCUGUUAACUUAAACGAAUCACAACGUUUGGGUUAUCAAGACCCAUAAUAUCAACAGUGACAACGGUUGGCUGUUAUUUAAGUGAUAGUUUGACUGUCAAAUCCAUUGGUGUGUGGCCAGCGACUUUUAUAGAGAGACUGCCCAAAAAUGUUCGUGCCAUUUCAUUAACGCCGCGUUCUGCGCAUCCCAGCACGUGUGACAAUCAAUGGUACAAAACCAAAGAUAUUGAUCUGCUUUAAGCAAUCAAUCUGAUGUCAUCGUGAUUACUAUAUUCUUUUAUACUAAUCUGAGGUAAAAGGAUGUGUAAUUCCACUGAAUGUUAUGGGUUGAAAAUGCAAGCUUGUGAGUAAGGUACAGUGCAUUCGGAAAGUAUUCAGACCCCUUGACUAUUUCCACAUUUUGUUUGUUACAGCCUUAUUCUAAAAUGUUCCUCAUCAAUCUACACACAAUACCACAUAAUGACAAAGCGAAAACUAAUAAAUAAAAAACAGAAAUACCUUAUUUACGUAAGUACUCAGACCCUUUGCUAUGAGACUCGAAAUUGAGCUCAGGUGCAUCCUGUUUCUAUUGAUCAUCCUUGAGAUGUUUCUACAACUUGAUUGGAGUUCACCUGUGGUAAAUUCAAUUGAUUGGACAUGAUUUGGAAAGGCACACACCUGUCUAAAUAAGGUCCCACAGUUGACAGUGCAUGUCAGAGCAAAAACCAAGCCAUGAGGUCAAAGGAAUUGUCCGUAGAGCUCAGAGACAGGAUUGUGACGAGGCACAGAUCUGGGGAAGGGUACAAAAUAUUUCUGCAGCAUUGAAGGACCCCAAGAACACAGUGGCCGCCAUCAUUCUUAAAUGGAAGAAGUUUGUAACCACCAAUACUCUUCCUAGAGCUGGCCACCCAGCCAAACUGAGCAAUCGGGGUAGAAGGGCCUUGGUCAGGGAGGUGACCAAGAACCCGAUGGUCACUCUGACAGAGCUCCGGAGUUCCUCUGUGGAGAUGGGAGAACCUUCCAGAAGGACAACCAUCUCUGCAGCACUCCACCAAUCAGGCCUUUAUGGUAGAAUGGCCAGACGGAAGCCACUCCUCAGUAAAAGGCACAUGACAGCCUGUUUGGAGUUUGCCAAAAGGCACCUAAUGGACUUCUCUGACCAUGAGAAACAAGAUUAUUUGAUUGAACUCUUUGGCCUGAAUGUCAAAUGUCACGUCUGGAGGAAACCUGGCACCAUCCCUAUGGUGAAGCAUGGUGGUGGCAGCAUCAUGCUGUGGGGAUGUUUUUCAGCGGCAGGGACUGGGAGACUAGUCAGGAUCGAGGGAAAGAUGAACGGAGCAAAGUACAGAGAGAUCCUUGAUGAAAACCUGCUCCAGAGCACUCAGGACCUCAGACUGGGGUGAAGGUUCACCUUCCAAUAGGACAACAACCCUAAGCACAAAGCCAAGACAACGCAGGAGUGGCAACGGGACAAGUCUCUGAAUGUCCUUGAGUGGCCCAGCCAGAGCCCGGACUUGAACCCGAUCGAACAUCUCUGGAGAGACCUGAAAAUAGCUGUGCAGCGACGCUCCCCAUCCAGCCUGACAGAGCUUGAGAGGAUCUGCAGAGAAGAAUGGGAGAAACUCCCCAAAUACAGGUGUGCCAAGCUUAUAGCGUCAUACCCAAGAAGACUCAAGGCUGUAAUCCCUGCCAAAGGUGCUUCAACAAAGUACUGAGUAAAUGGUCUGAAUACUUAUGUAAAUGUCAUAUUUCUGUUUUUUUUGUUUGUUAUACAUUUGCAAACAUUUCAAAAAAACUGUUUUUGCUUUGUUAUUAUGGGGUAUUGUGUGUAGAUUGAGGGUGGAAAAAACAAUAUAAUAAAUUUUAGAAUAAGGCUAACGUAACAAAGUGGAACAAUUCAAGGAGUCUGAAUACUUUCCGAAUGCACUGUAGUAACAAACUGUCCACAUUAGGGAAAUUAGCACAAUAUUCAAUUUUUAAUAUGGCAAAAAUAAUUAAACAUGUCAAUUUAAGAUGAUUGUAUAUGUUGCCCACUCACAAACCUUUGCAACAAUGACAUCUAUUUCUCACUAAUUUAACUAUUUAGAGUAAAAAUAAAUAAAAAAUGCUCUCAAACACAAUUUAACCGGGUGCUCUAGACUAGAGCCUCAAUAGUGUCUGUCCAUAGUGUCUGAAUGUUUGAUGUCCCUACUAGUAGUAGUUGCCAGUUGUGUCUAAUUCUGUGUUUUGAAUGGUAACUAGAUCUAAUGUUCUUACUCUACCACUAAUAGAAGACCCCUCACUGUUGACAGGUAAAGGUCUUGGUCGGCAGGAGAAUGGUAUAUCGGAGGCUAUCAAAGUCAAAGUGAAAUGUGACAAGGGAGGGGUGGGACAUCGUCAAGGGGAGCAGUUCACCUUCCAUUGGUGGGACCACAUCUUCAACAAAGCAUCUUCUAGCCUGGAAGUGGAAUCUGGCGAGGUAAGUCCUCAGAAGUGGUGUGUGAAAUGAAACAGAUUAUUUUACAACUAGGCCACGCAUACACACUUACAUUGGGCCUAGGCUACAUCUCCACCUUUCUGUUCUAGAAUGGUGUGCAGGUGAAGAAGUUGGUGGAGGAGGAAGAGGAAGGAAUGAUCUCCAACAAGAAGCCAACGAAAGCCAUGCUGGGAAGGGACAAACUUUAUGGAUGCUUUGUCAAGGUACAGGUGGACAAAUACAACUGGAACACACUUCCAUAUCUGUGCCAAUGAGCUCUCUUGAUAAUACAGUAAGAUACUGCACUUAGGCUAAUGAUAUGGACUGUACUGUAAUGGUUGUUUUUCUCUUAUUAAUUUUGUGUAUGGAUCUCUCCCUCCUAGUCUGCCACCCUCCUGGCAGGACUGGAGCAGCCGGAGCAGAAGUCCUCCAGUACAGAUGAUAGCAGCAGCUCUGACGAUGAGGACCAGAGACUGGACCUGUCCAGCACCACCAAGUAAGAACCUCACUGCCCAAUAAAAUCCACCACCAUACAGGGAUUAAUAUCAGUUUGUGAAGCUUAUUUGUUUUCAUAUCAUCAAUGUGAAGAUUAAACCUAUACAGUGUUAACUACAGUGGUUUUAUGUACUCAAAGGGUUAAAUAAUAAAUGCUAUUUCCCUCUCCCUUUGCAUAGACUAUCAGACGCUGACCUGGUGAAGGCUUGUGGAGGACGCACCGCUCACAAGUAAGUUGCUUGUCACCAAUACGUUUGUAAUAGAUGCUGUGUUUUUAUAAACCAUAAACAAAUAAACAAAUCACAUGAAUGUGUGUUCUAUCUUGGUGCAUGCUGUUGAUGAAUGGUUUGAACCUGGUCUUGCAUGUGUUAAUAAGGAAGCUAAACAUUGGUUUUCCCUAUUUCUGUUCCCAACAGAGGAGCCAGGCACGGCCUUACCAUGAGUGCCAAGCUAGCCAGACUGGAGCAGCAGGAGCAAGAGUUCAUGGCAAAGUAUGGCAAGAAAAACCAACUAGCGGCUGCAACACCAGAUAGCGUCACCACUACCCAACCAGCUGCCCAGAUCCCUGAGGAUGAACGGACAGACAAGACCCAGGGGAAGAAGGCCAAAAAGAAGAAGAGGAAGAAUCACUCCGAGGAUACCCAUGAGAAUGUGGCUGAAGAGAAUGCUGAUGCUGCUGUGGUCUCCGGAAGUACCAACAUGGAAGUAAAGGAGAAGAAGAAGAAGAAGAACAAAGAUAGUGGAAGUUCAAAGGAGAACACUGGGGAGGUGGUGGUGGUUCCUGAAGAACUAAUGCCUGUGGAUAAUACAGCAGACAACGCUCAGCCAACCAAGAGGAAACAUUCAAAAAAGAGGAAGGUGUUGGAAGAGGGCGAGAGCUGUCAUCUAAAUGGAGAGGUGUGUGAAACUGCUGUCAUUUCUAUAGAGAGUGAAGCUGGAGGAGGCAGUGAAGAGGCUUCAGAGGGAGAAGGUGCCACUCAGCAACAGACUGACUCAGACACUACUACCAAAAAGAAGAAGAAGAAGAAGAAGUCCUCCAAGAACAAAGAGGAGCCUCCAGUGGCUGAGGAGAUGGAACACACUAAUGAUAGAGAAACCAACCAAUUAGAAACUGUGGAGGACUCCCCUCCAAAAAAGAAAAAGAAACAGGAUGCAGCAAUAGAGAAGAGCGAGGAAUUGAGAACGGUGGAGGAGGAACCUAAAAUAAAAGGUAAAAAGAAAAAAUGCAAAGAGGACAAGCAGACCGUAGAGGACAGGUUGCACAAUGUAUCGGACUCCAUACCUCUAAAAAAGAAGAAUAAAGCUAAACAACAGAAAGCAGAUUGA